AUGGUCAAGUAUCACUUAUCGGCAUUUGACGAGCUCUUGCCCGAAUCUUAUCCACCUCAGAUUGAUUGCUCGUUCUUUCUUUCUAGUUCUCGCGCGCAACGAUUACAACCAGUCCGGCAUGACCACUUCUGGGCAACCAAAUUAAAUCUGCAACCAGGCAUCCGAGGGCAUUCACCAGAAAUUGUCUUCUACAAUCAACCUUCCUCACGAGUCAUGGACGAGCCACUUACACUUCUCACGCUUGCUCGUGAGAUUCGCUUCAUGAUUUACGAAAACCUGAUCAAUUGCACUGGUGUGAUUGGUAUCUAUUCACAAUAUGACGUGGCUAAAGAAGUCGAUGAGCAGACGAUUGCAUUGCUUCACGUCUGCCGAUUGAUGCGCAUCGAAGUCCAAGAAUUUUUCUACAAACAUCAAGCCUUCUCGUUCCGUAGUCCGAUUGCCAUGAACAAGUUUCUGGACAAGAUCGGACCGUACCAUGCGAGCAUUCUCUCAGAUGUCCAGAUCGGACCCAAUAUGAGCAGAAGAAGACCAGACAAGUUUGCCGUUGAGUUCGUUGACGUAUUGCAUGCCCGACUCCGGGCUGAUGAGAAGGUUCUCGCUAUACUAUGCGCAUCAGAGAAGUUGGCAAAAGGCAAGAUUUAUUUGAUGGACUCCGGGUCUGCCUACUACACGGAGCUCUGCUUUGUGCCCAAAGACGUUACCUACCCAUCUAAAGUCGACACACUUAUUCGUCAAGAAGUCAUAGCACAACCAUCUGGGCCGCCCGUCCUUCAUGAUGUGUACAAAACUACUACCUGGACGGAAAUUCCGAUUCCUGAUCAGGCAACGCUGAAGAAGUUCAGCGACGGGAAAGCGAGUCUGGAGCUCCUUGUCACCAAAUUCAUUGGCCCUGCAACGGCUGAGAAUCGCGCAUCAACCACAUGA
Messenger RNA from Lithohypha guttulata, 924 nucleotides. RefSeq lists its product as uncharacterized. Bases 1 to 924 code for a protein of 307 amino acids. Lineage: Eukaryota; Fungi; Ascomycota; Eurotiomycetes; Chaetothyriales; Trichomeriaceae. The record is from RefSeq and is a predicted model, not a curated record. The transcript has 2 exons.